GAUCUGUUCCGUGGCAAGUCUACCACGUAUGACCAGGGCACCUCUACUUCUCACCUGACAAAUAUUGCUCCAUUACCUGAUGGACCCCUUUUCAACAAUCUGUUCCCCUCGAGAGGAGCCUACAGUUCAACGACGUCCUUCCAGAAAUUUUUAACAAGUCCUGCUGGAUUCGACAUCGAUGAAAAUAUUACAGUUGCGCAAAUAAGCUCAAAUCUUAGAUCACUUUCUCCGAGUGUCAACGCUAUUGAUAAUCUACAGCAAACUUCCCCACAUUUUCAUGAUGGCGGCCCCGGUUCAAGUUCGCCAACCCAACAAAAUACACAAGGAAACAAUAUGCCAGACAUGGACUUGCAUAGGGAUAAUACCAUGAUAUCAAGUUUCCUAGAGGCUACAACUAAUAAGACCGUGGAGGAUAAUGCAAUCAUCAGUAACAUUCCAUCAACACAAACGACUGCCAGUGUCGACGGUGCUGUAGCCCUCACAGAAGCCAACAGAUCUCAUGGAAUAAUUACUGCAAGUCAGAAUAGUGACUCAGGUCUUAGAGCGCCAGACUCAUUUCUGAGAAGUAGGUCAUCAAUUCGGCCAUCUGAUGCAAUUUCCAUGGGAAACUCAACCAAGCUGCAAAGCCCUCAACAAAAUGACGGUCUUGUAUUUGAAAAGGAAAAUGGCGAUAAAGAGAGUCACGACGGUUCAUCUUUCGACAAUUCCGAGGAUCGGUCGGUGAGCGAAGAUGAGUUGGAAGUUCACGGCGAGCAACUGGUAGAAAAUAAUAAGUCAAGCCAUCCGCCUACAACGACGUUAAAUCAACCGCAGCAGGAGAGAUCCUCUUCAGCAAAGGGGCCUACUGCACACGGUGAUAAACACGGUAUUCAAACUAAUAACAAACCGUCGCAGAUCUCAUUUUCACACGAAAAAGCAAACCAUCAAAGUCCAGCAGGUUCUGAACAAUUCAAAAUGCAGCAAGAAAAUAGGAUGUCAUCGAGUGAUUCUUUCAUUGCUAAAUCAACUGACAACAAAAGAGGUGAACAAACUAUGAACAUGAUGGAAAAACCGGUAGCAGCUCAGAGAUCACGAGCAGUCAUUAAUACGACGACAAAUGUAAAUGCAAGGGGCACAACUGAAAUGAUUUCAACGCCAGUAACUGCCAGCACCGUUUCGAAAAGUAAUUCAGUCAACACAACAUCAAUGCAGUCAAAGAAUGGCAGUGAAGGAGGCGGUAAAGAAGCCCAAGAACACGAAACAAAGAAUAAAAUAAUAGAGACAGCAAUAGGAGCAAAGAACGAGGCAGAAACAUUCAUACUGCGGAGCGACAGCGAUGAUGACUUCGAUGAUUUCAGCGCGCCGAUAAAAGCAGCACCCUUCGCCAGUAAGAUUACUACGGGAGGCUUUGGAGGACAUCCCCCGCUAGAAACAGACGAAGACAGCAGCUCUGACAGCGUCGAAGCCAAGAUACAAGAGGCAAUGAAAGCAAGAGAUAAUAAAAAAGCAAACGAACCAAAUGGCGUGGAGCCAACGACUUCACAGUCGACAUUUGCUGCCACGCGCACGGCGCCUCGGGCGACGGUCAGCCAAGCAGCGGCUUCACCCCAGGCUGUGGUGAGCCACGAGACAGAGAGCGAGUCUGACAAAGUUAGCGCGCCAUCCGAUGAUCAGGAUGAUAGUGAUGAUGAUUUCUACAAGUAA
Hyalella azteca is the source of this 1683-nucleotide messenger RNA. Its product is annotated as suppressor protein SRP40. Bases 334 to 1683 code for a protein of 449 amino acids. The transcript has 5 exons. NCBI's taxonomy places the organism in Eukaryota, Metazoa, Arthropoda, Malacostraca, Amphipoda, Hyalellidae. The record is from RefSeq and is a predicted model, not a curated record.